GUCUUGACAACGUAUUGUUAGUAAACAUUAUCCGUUUCUCAUAACUUUUUGAUCAUUAUACACGUUUUCUAUGAAAAUUUUGCGUUAAUGGAGGGUUCAUGAUGUCUCAGCACGGAGCUGCCCUACAAACGUAUAACCAGGAGCUCGUUAAAUGUUUAGAAGAGAUGAAACUGAAACGAGCUGAACUCCAAGCUCAGAUAGAGUCCCAGGAAGAAGAAAAAAAUAAUUUACAACGCGAAAUCGAGAAAAUGUCAUGUAAACUUACACUUUUAAAUGACAGUUUGGCAAAGAGAAUUGGAGUCAGGAAUGAAUAUGACAGAACAAUAGCAGAUACUGAAACAGCUUACAUGAAGGUAAAGAUUUUGGAGAGCUCACAAUUAUUGCUUAAUAUGAUAAAAAAAGAAGCUGUAAGUUUGGAUCAAACUUUAGUCAAAGUAAACAUUGACAAGCAGCAAUAUCGACAAUAAGAAUUGAAGCUUGAUAAAAAGCUUGGUGAAUAAUGGAAGUAUAUUUAUUGAAUUAUUGACAGGCAUUAUCACAGAAACAUAGUUAUUACCAACUAACAAGAACAAAAUUGUGUAUACAGAAUUUUAGCAUUAUUAAUUCUAAAUUAUUUUUUGAUCAUAAUAAAAUUUAUAUCUAAUUUA
Molecule: messenger RNA, 647 nt
Organism: Odontomachus brunneus
Lineage: Eukaryota; Metazoa; Arthropoda; Insecta; Hymenoptera; Formicidae
Product: Sjoegren syndrome nuclear autoantigen 1 homolog
Exons: 3
Coding region: 99-467 (122 amino acids)
Cellular component (GO): centrosome; ciliary basal body
Source: RefSeq, a predicted model, not a curated record